Molecule: messenger RNA, 1676 nt
Organism: Boeremia exigua
Lineage: Eukaryota; Fungi; Ascomycota; Dothideomycetes; Pleosporales; Didymellaceae
Product: fungal-specific transcription factor domain-containing protein
Exons: 5
Coding region: 112-1620 (502 amino acids)
Biological process (GO): positive regulation of transcription by RNA polymerase II
Cellular component (GO): nucleus
Molecular function (GO): transcription cis-regulatory region binding; DNA-binding transcription factor activity, RNA polymerase II-specific; zinc ion binding
Source: RefSeq, a predicted model, not a curated record
ACACUCCAUGUCAGAUCUUUACAACCGUGCCUUCCGAAGAGUCACCUUGAAAUCAGAUUUGGCGCAAUCUGAUCAAUUCGUUCACAUCUGCAGUACUAUGGCGCAUUCACGAUGCCCGAAAAAGCGUCGACCAAUUGCUGGACGUGUAAGCAGCGCAAAGUUGGCUGCGACCGAACACUGCCGUCAUGUCUCAAUUGCAGAAAAGGACAACGGGCUUGUCAGGGCUUUGGCCUCCGAUUGGCCUGGCCUGAUAAGCAAGACGGACGCCGCAAGCAAAAACGUUACGAAGUGAAGAACCAGGACGUCAUGACGAGAUAUCUGCCUCGCAAGAAUGGACACUUGCGGUUCUUGAACACUGUCGUGGAAGAUCUUGAUGGUUCCAAACUGUCUUUCCGAGACCUCGUCCAGGGAGAAUUCAUCGACGCCAUGUCAAAUAUUCCAAUGUCAUUGAACAUGUGCUCCAUCAACGAGCAGGAUGGCAUGUUACUCAAUCACUAUGAUAUGCAGAUAGCGCGAAUGACAACCACUAUCGAUGACGAAUCAAACGGCUUCCGGUUAGCACUGAUACCAAUGGCUCUCUCGUCGUCGGAUCUCUCCGCGCAAAGCAUACUCAACGCAACUCUAGCUAUCGCUUGUUAUCAUCUCGGCCGCCCACAGCAAGCAUUGAGGUACAAGUUUCAAGCAAUCAAAGAUCUGAGUGACAGCUUCAGUGACUUAUCAAUUGAAACUGUCGACCCUGCCACUCAGACGAGACACUUUGCAGCUUCUAUGAUGCUGUGUGUAUACGGUGUCUUCGACGAGUCCGAUACUGCGUGGGCCAUGCACCUCGAGGGCGCGAAGUCUGUCUACGAUCUAAUCCCCCAUAUAGUCAAGUCUGGGGUUGACUUCAAGUUUCUCAAACCUUGGUUUGAGUACCACGACGUCCUCCGCCAAUACACAUAUCCUCCACAAGGGACAGUUGCGCAGAUAGUACUUCCAGACAGCACAGUUGAAUCUUCAAAGAUAAUUGGGGUCCUUGGAUGCUCCACUGAGGUGCUCCAUCUUAUCCAAUGCAUCAAUCAACUCCGUGGGUCACAGGCGUCGAUAGCUUCUCCCAACAGCCCAGGAAGCCGAUCUACGAGUCCUGAGCUCAAACACCCCAAAUUGUUUUCGCAGAUCGAAACCCGCCUCCUAAACCUGCAACAAGAGCUCGUAAUUCAGUCCGGCUCCACAUCGGGGACCAUCGAUAAUCGACGCAUCGCUCUAACCGCAGAGCUGUACCGGGUCGCUGCAGCACUCUACUUCUAUCAGACCGUCCCCACGACCUUUAUCCCUGUAACCAGCUUUCGGAAAGUUCUACGUAAGGGCUUGGAGAUAUUGUGGGAGAUGAGGAUUUGUAGUAGUCCUUGGCCAUUGUUCAUUAUCGGCUCGAGCGUCACGGAGGACGAGGAUCGUAUCCGCAUUCUGGAUCUGAUGGAGAUCAGUGGCUCGAGCAGGCGGAUUGGCAAUUACACUAUCAUUAUUAACCUUCUGAAGGCUAUCUGGAAGAAGCAGGAUCUCGCGUUCGACGACAAGACGCAGAUGCAGAUUGAUUGGAGGGAACUGGUCGGAGAUGGUGGCUACAUGCCUUCGUUUAUUUGAUGAGAGGCUACAGUUGCGGCAAUGGCGAAUCGGCUCAAUGUACUACUAGAAUUGAC